Sorghum bicolor (sorghum) is the source of this 2313-nucleotide messenger RNA. Its product is annotated as 65-kDa microtubule-associated protein 3. The record is from RefSeq and is a predicted model, not a curated record. Bases 386 to 2143 code for a protein of 585 amino acids. Gene Ontology annotation, cellular component: cytoplasm; spindle. Gene Ontology annotation, biological process: microtubule cytoskeleton organization. The transcript has 9 exons. NCBI's taxonomy places the organism in Eukaryota, Viridiplantae, Streptophyta, Magnoliopsida, Poales, Poaceae. Gene Ontology annotation, molecular function: microtubule binding.
UUCCGCGCGCAUUCUGUCCGAUUCGCGGGCGGAACAAUCCCCGGCCCGUGCAAUAAUCGCAGUCGUCGUCGUCGUUGUCGUCUGCGCCGGCCGGUCAUGAUCCACUAUCCACGCCGUCAACCUCGUCGGCCGUGGCGUCGUUGUUAAUUAGUUGCAGUUACGCUGUUGCUGUUCUUGUUCAGGUAGCAUUAGUUAUUAUCCCGUCGUCGGCCAGAUCUGCCGCCAUUGCCGCGCGUUGUCCUCGAGCUGCUGGUCGAUCAGAUCGAUCGGAGCCGCCGGCCGGCCGGAGGACAGGAUCGAGAGGCGGCUAGCUUUAAGAGAAGGGGGAGAAAUCAAAGAUAUAUAGCAUGGGGCGAGGAGCGCGCGACGACGACGGAUCCCCCCGAUGGCGAUGCUCUCCCUGAAGCUGAGGGCCAUCCUCUUCCCCUUCCAGAUGGAGCCCCGCCGCGAGGAGCUGCUGCAUGAGCUAGGGGACAUGUGGGACGAGAUCGGGGAAGCGGAGGAUGACCGGCGAGGGACGCUGCAGGCGCUGGAGGAGGAGUGCCUCAACGUGUACCGCACCAAGGUGGAUCAGGUCCGGCAGCACCGUGCGCAGCUCAAGCGGGAGAUCGCCGACUCCGUCGCCGAGGUCGCCGUCAUCUGCGCCACCAUCGGCGAGCCGCCCUCAACCGUGCACACGGCAUGCUCCUCGCUCCAGGGCACAGGGAGCCUGAAGGAGGAGCUGGGCCUGAUCGCGCCGGAGCUGGCGGAGAUGCGGCGGAAGAGGGAGGAGAGGCGGCGCCAGUUCGCGGACGUCACCCAGCGCGUCAACAGGAUGCAGGAGGAGAUGAACCUGCUAGUCGGCCAGCCGAAUGCUCGCGCCGCCGCCGUCGUCGUCGACGGCUCCGACCUGACGACGACCAAGCUCGACGAGCUCAGAGCCUACCUGCACCACCUGCAGCAGGAAAAGGAAAGUCGCACCAAGAAAGUGGCGGAGCUCAUGGCUCAGCUGCACUCGUCGUCCUUGGUUCUCGGCAUGGAUUCCAGAGAGACGACCAAUGUCGUCGUCAAUGGCGGCGGCGUGCAGGUGCAGGCCGGCGACAUCAGCGACGGCGCCAUCGCGGGGCUGGCUGCGGGCAUCGAGAGGCUUCGAGAGAUCAAACGGAGUCGAAUGGAGAAGCUGCAAGACCUGCUUGGGAGCAUGCUGGAGCUAUGGAACCUGAUGGACACGCCGGCGGAGGAGCAGCGGCGGUUCCAGGGCGUGGCGUGCAACAUCGCGGCGUCGGAGGACGAGAUCACGGAGCCCGGCGCCCUGUCCAUGGACUUCAUACGCAACGUGGAGGCGGAGGUGGUGAGGCUGGAGACCCUCAAGGAGUGCCGGAUGAAAGACCUCGUCGUGAAGAAGCACGAGGAGCUCAUGGAGAUCCGCCGCCGCGCGCGCCUCCCGGAGCCGGAGGACGACGACGCUGCCGUCUUGCUGCUGGACGCCAUCGACAGCGAUGCUGAACGGGCUGUGAUCCUGGAGCGGCUGGAGGUGCAGAUCUCGGAGGCCAAGGACCUCGAGUUCAGCCGGAAGGACGUGCUGGAGAAGAUGGACAGGUGGCAGGCCGCGCUGGAGGAGGAGUCCUGGCUCGAGGAGUACAGCAGAAACGAGAACAGAUACAACGUCGGCAAAGGGACGCAUCUCGUGCUCAAGCGCGCCGAGAAAGCGCGCUCCUUGGUCAGCAAAAUGCCGGCAAUGGCGGAAGCUCUGAUGGCGAAGGUGGUUGCGUGGGAGAAGGAGAGGGGCGCCAAGUUCGAGUACGACGGUGAGGUGCUGCUGGACAUGCUGGAGGACUACGGCAACACGAGGAAGGAGAAGGAGCAGGAGCGGAAGCGGCAGCGGGACCAGCGCCGGCUGCUGCAGCAGGUGCAGGGCGCGGCGGCGGCGGACCGGGACGUGUCGUCGCCGCUGGCCCGACCGCCGCCCAAGAACAUCAAGAACGUGACCAGGACGCUGUCCAUGGGGGGGAACGCCGGCGGCGGCGGAGGUGGCAGCGCCAGGAAGGCGGCAGCGCCGGCGUCGUCCAGGCCCGGCACGCCCAGCUUCCUCAAGUCGCCCAUGUCGGCGCGCCGCGGUGGGAGCGACGAGGGCCAGAUGCUGUCGUCGGACUCCUUCGAGUGAUUUGAAUUUUUUUUGGUUGUAGUCAGCAAAGCUGGGAUGCCCAUGAUUCUCUUCUCCUUCUGCAACGCCCAAAAUUUGGAUGGAUCCUCCGUUGAAUUGAAACAUUUUGUUGUAAAAGUUCUCUCAUUUAGGCCCUGUUUAGAUUGGAGAUGAAAAUUUUUUGGGUGUCA